Trematosphaeria pertusa is the source of this 1041-nucleotide messenger RNA. RefSeq lists its product as uncharacterized. Bases 1 to 1041 code for a protein of 346 amino acids. Lineage: Eukaryota; Fungi; Ascomycota; Dothideomycetes; Pleosporales; Trematosphaeriaceae. The record is from RefSeq and is a predicted model, not a curated record. The transcript has 6 exons.
AUGUGCAAAGACUCUAUAUAUGAGACACUACGGAUCUGCGUCGAAGAUCCUCGGACAAUAUCAAACAAGAGAGGAAAUCAAGGAACGGUUCUAUCCGACGAAAAUAUCAAUGGCAAAGAAGAAGAAGAAGAAGAAGAAGAAGAAGAAGAAGAAGAAGAAGAAGAAGAAGAAGAAGAAGAAGAAGAAGAAGAAGAAGAAGAAGAAGAAGAAGAAGUGGCAGCCCCUCUGAUACGGCCAGCUACUCGCGUCCGCCUCGAGCGACUACACGGUGCGAUCGAGAAGCCCAGGUCCGUCAUGGUGGCUGCGAACGCGUCCCAACUAAUUGAUCCACGAGCCGCCGAUGAUCUCAACAGCAGUGAUGAGAAGACGGCAAAGGUGGACGCCUUCACCUCAAAUGUUCCUGGGGCGUACGGAGCCGUUCGCCAGAGUGGAUUGCGCAAGGUCAGAGUCAUUGCAGCUCGGCCAUCCUCCCUGCUGUCGGUGGCAAUACUGCAUUGUGUAUCCCUACAGUCAACUAGUUAUAGCGCAUCGCAUCUGACAACUGUGUUUUGUCUGUUUCCACCGCGGCUAUUGUCCAGAAGUAGUUUCCAGAAGCGUCCCCCGCGGGUCGUUAUAUUUACUUCCUCGCCCCAUCCAUACACUGAGUACAAGCGGAUACAGCGCGCCAACAAGAUGUCACGGCCUAGACGCGUCUCUUGUUAUCACCGCACGUUUAUCAGGCCUAACCACAAAUUCGUGCUUGCGUCGAGAUAUUCUGAACGGAAGCUCACACCUCCCGAUUCGAAGGUUGACUUUCUUGAGAUCGAACGGCAAUGGCAGGCGAGAUGGGAUGCUCGAGGAACAAAGAUACAGGAAGAGCGGGAUGUAGAUGAUCCCUUGAUACCAUUCUAUAUGGACCACAUCCGCAGCCCCACAAUAAUGGGGACACUCCAGUCGAUACUGGCAAAGAAAGGAACCACCGGUGCUCAUAAAGGCAACACAAGCAUGGUUGAACGGAUCCUUUUUAAUUGCGAUACGUCUCGAUUUCUAUCCAGUUCUUGA